Sorex araneus (European shrew) is the source of this 7233-nucleotide messenger RNA. It is a transcript of the gene YLPM1, whose product is annotated as YLP motif containing 1. The record is from RefSeq and is a predicted model, not a curated record. Gene Ontology annotation, cellular component: nucleus. Bases 357 to 6782 code for a protein of 2141 amino acids. NCBI's taxonomy places the organism in Eukaryota, Metazoa, Chordata, Mammalia, Eulipotyphla, Soricidae. Gene Ontology annotation, biological process: regulation of telomere maintenance. The transcript has 21 exons.
UUCACGGCUGCGACACUCUAUGGUUCCUCGGUUCUAUAAGAACAUUCGACUCCCUUUGACAUCGUCCGAACCUGAAGGAAGAUGGCAACCGAGAGUCGCCAAGCAGGGGGCCGCUCUAUCUCGCCUUUGUUCUCCUCUCGGUGGCCACUGCGCAGGCGCAGUUCCGCGGGCCGCGUCCCCGCCUUCCCGGUCGCGGGCCCUGGUCGGGAGCGCAGGCGCCCUGGCGCGCUCCGUUUACACGCUCCGGGGCCUGUAGGCGCCGCGAGUUCCGGCUGUCGCCGUCGCCGCCGCAGCUCCCGGAGGUCGGUUGCGACGAGUAACGGCGCGGGGACGAGUCCUGCGCCUUCUUCUCCGCUAUGUACCCGAACUGGGGCCGGUAUGGCGGGAGCAGCCACUACCCACCGCCGCCGGUCCCGCCGCCGCCGCCGGUGGCGCUUCCUGAGGCCUCGCCGGGGCCGGGGUACUCGAGCUCGACGACUCCCGCGGCCCCCUCCUCCUCGGGCUUCAUGAGCUUCCGCGAGCAGCACCUGGCGCAGCUCCAGCAGCUGCAGCAGAUGCACCAGAAGCAAAUGCAGUGCGUGCUUCAGCCCCAUCAUCUUCCUCCGCCCCCCCUGCCGCCCCCGCCGGUGAUGCCGGGGGGCGGCUACGGGGACUGGCAGCCCCCGCCGCCGCCGAUGCCCCCGCCGCCCGGGCCGGCCCUCAGCUACCAGAAGCAGCAGCAGUACAAACACCAGAUGCUCCACCACCAGCGGGACGGGCCUCCGGGUUUGGUUCCUAUGGAGCUGGAUUCCCCCCCCGAAUCCCCCGUCCCCCCGGGCUCCUACAUGCCCCCAUCGCAAUCCUACAUGCCCCCGCCGCAGCCGCCCCCCUCCUACUACCCGCCGGCCUCGUCUCAACCCUACCUGCCCCCGGCCCAGCCCUCCCCGACGCAGUCGCCGCCUUCCCAGCCCUACCUGGCCCCGACCCCCUCUUACUCUUCCUCCUCUUCCUCCUCGCAGUCCUAUCUGAGCCAUUCCCAGUCUUACCUGCCCGCAUCCCAGGCGUCUCCCUCCCGCCCCUCCCAGAGCCACCCUAAGUCCCAGCACCUCGCCCCACCUCCGCCGUCCACCCCUGCCGGGAGCAAGGCCGCUGCCCAGCAAGAGACUUUGGAGAGUGGCGCCAAGAACAAGAGCACUGACCAGCAGCAGGCGGCCCCGGAGCCAGAUCCCUCGACGAUGACUCCACAGGAACAGCAGCAGUAUUGGUAUCGACAGCACUUGCUUAGCUUGCAGCAGAGGACAAAAGUGCAUUUGCCAGGUCACAAAAAAGGUCCUGCUGCAGCAAAGGAUACACCUGAGCCUGUGAAGGAGGAUGUCGCAGCAGCUGGCACCAGCCAAGCGUCAGAACCCCUGCCAUCUGAAGAACCCCCAUUACCACCUCCAAAUGAGGAGGUAGUACCUCCACUCCCUCCUGAGGAACCCCAGUCCGAGGACCCCGAGGAAGAUGCCCGGCUGAAGCAGCUCCAGGCCGCCGCCGCGCACUGGCAGCAGCACCAGCAGCACCGCGUCGGCUUCCAGUAUCAGGGCAUCAUGCAGAAGCACACGCAGCUCCAGCAGAUCCUCCAGCAGUACCAGCAGAUCCUCCAGCAGCCCCCCCACAUGCAGACCAUGUCUGUAGACGUGCAACUGCGGCACUAUGAAAUGCAGCAGCAACAGUUUCAGCAUCUCUACCAGGAAUGGGAGCGAGAGUUCCAGCUGUGGGAGGAGCAGCUCCAUUCCUACCCGCAUAAAGAUCAACUUCAGGAGUAUGAGAAGCAGUGGAAAACAUGGCAGGGACAUAUGAAAGCCACUCAGACUUACCUCCAGGAGAGAGUCAGUUCCUUUCAGAACAUGAAGAACCAGUACAUGGGGAACAUGUCCAUGCCACCUCCUUUCGUUCCCUACUCCCAGAUGCCUCCCCCUCUGCCGACAAUGCCUCCUCCGGUAUUGCCACCGUCAUUGCCACCACCAGUGAUGCCUCCUGCCUUACCGACUUCAUUGCCACCGCCUGGCAUGCCCCCACCUGUGAUGCCACCUUCUCUGCCAACCUCAGUGCCCCCACCUGUGCUGCCUCCAUCUCUCUCUUCCGCAGGGCCGCCGCCCGUCCUCCCCCCGCCUUCCCUCUCUUCCGCGGGGCCACCCCCUGUUCUUCCUCCACCCUCUCUCUCGUCCACGGCGCCUCCGCCCGUGCUGCCCCUCCCACCGCUGUCUUCAGCCACACCUCCUCCAGGGAUGCCCCCGCCGGGGGUUCCCCAGGGGAUGCCGCCUCAGAUACCCACAGCCCCAGUUCCACCAGCCUCCGGCUCUCAGAGCUCACAGAUCCCAGAGAAACCCAGACCAGCACUGCUUCCCACUCCGGUGUCUUUUGGUUCAGCUCCACCCUCCGCUUACCACCCUCCGUUGCAGUCAGCUCUUGGCCCGUCAGAACAAAUGAAUUCCAAGGCUCCUCUGAACAAGUCUGCUCUGCCGUACAGUUCCUUCUCAUCGGAGCAAGGACUCGGGGAGUCUUCAGUUGCUCCAUCACAGUCGAUGUCUGUGAUCAAGGACAUGCCAGUGAGGUCAGGUGGACUGCUUCCUGACCCUCCUAGGAGCAGUUACAUGGAAGGUCCCAGAGGCCCAAGAUUUGAUGGUCCUCGAAGAUUUGAGGAUUUAGGGUCAAGGUGUGAAGGACCGAGACCCAAAGGGCCUCGUUUUGAAGGAAAUCGCCCCGAUGGGCCAAGACCCAGAUAUGAAGGUCACCCAGCAGAGGGCACUAAAAGCAAAUGGGGGAUGAUUCCCCGGGGGCCAGCAUCUCAGUUUUAUAUUACUCCCAGUACAUCUGUAAGUCCUCGACAGAGUGGACCACAGUGGAAAGGCCCCAAACAACCUUUUGGACAGCAGCAUCAGCAGCAACCUAAGUCACAAGCAGAACCUCAUUCAGAAAACAAAGAACCGCUAGCAGACACCAAUAGUAACCAGCAGAAGAAUUUUAAAGUGCAGUCAACUGCAUUUUCCGUUUCUACAGAUGUAAAGGAUGCCAAGGCGGCUCAGUCAGAUAAGACUCUAAGCAACUCUCAGCAAGAGCCACCUAAAAGUGAAGCCUCAGAAGGGCCUAUUGAACCUUCUGUCUGGGACCAGAAUUCUCAAAGUGUGGAAACUCAAAUGGACAAAGCCCAAGCUGUUACUCAGACUGUACCCCUUGCAAAUAAACCUGUGUCUACUCAAUCUACUUUUUCCUCAAAAACAGGGGGGCUGGAGGGAGGAGCUGCAGUGGCAACUUCAUCGUCAUUAACCGUUGAUAAUGACUUUAUUGGUCUGCCCCAUUCAGAAAACAACCAAGAUAAGGGGUUCUCUAGGGAGAGCAGAGAUAAUAGGCUAGAAGGCAAUCGAGGCAGCAGCUCUGCUUACAGAGGUUCUGGGCAAGGCAGAAUGGAAGACACACGCGAUAAAGGACUAGUUAAUAGGGGCCGAGGCCAGGCAAUGGGCCGCGGCCCGGGGUUGGUCAAACAAGAAGAUUUUCAUGAUAAGAUGAUGUGUAGAAGAGAAGACAGCCGGGAGAAGAUGAGCAGGGGUGAAGGCAGCAGAGACAGAGGGCUGAUGAGGCCAGGAAGCAGCCGAGAAAAAGUGCCAGGUGGUCUGCAAGGCAGCCAGGACAGGGGGAGAGCUGGUAGCCGAGAAGGGGGACCACCUCGGAGGGCUGGGAGUCAGGAGCGAGGGCCCCCUCGCAGGGCUGGAAGUAGGGAGAGAAUACCACCCCGAAGAGCUGGGAGCAGAGAGAGGGGACCACCCCGAGGGCCUGGCAGUCGUGAGAGGGGACUGGGAAGACCAGAUUUUGGUCGUGACAGAGGUCCACCAUUUAGACCAGAACCAGGAGAUGGUGGAGAAAAAAUGUAUCCAUAUCACCGCGAUGAACUCCCUAGGGCUCCAUGGAACCAUGGAGAAGAGAGAGGGCACGAAGAGUUCUCGUUAGAUGGUAGAAAUGCUCCAGUGGAACGGGAAAGACUUGAUGAUUGGGAUAGAGGGAGAUACUGGAGAGAGUGUGACCGUGACUACCAAGAUGACACAGUCGAUCCAUAUAACAGAGAGGACAGGUUCUCGGCACCACCACCUCGGUCUCACGAUGGAGACAGGAGAGGCCCUUGGUGGGAUGAUUGGGAGAGAGAUCAGGAUAUGGAUGACGACUACAACAGGGACAUGGAUAGGGACAUGGACAGGGAUGUGGAUCGAAUUGGAAGACCCAUGGAUAUGUAUGAUAGAAAUAUGGAUAAUGAGUGGGACCGAGAUUAUGGGAGACCACUGGAUGAACAAGAAUCACAGUUUCGCGAACGGGAUCUUCCAUCUCUUCCGCCCUUACCACCCCUUCCGCCUCUUCCACCUUUGGAUAGAUAUCGGGAUGAUAGAUGGAGAGAAGAACGAAAUCGAGACCAUGGGUAUGAUCGAGAUUUUCGUGAUAGGGGUGAGUUGAGGAUCCGAGAAUAUCCAGAAAGAGGAGAUACAUGGCGGGAAAAACGAGAUUAUAUUCCUGACAGAAUGGACUGGGAAAGAGAACGGUUAUCAGACAGAUGGUACCCAUCUGAUGUGGAUAGACAUUCCCCCAUGGCGGAACAUAUGCCCUCCUCACAUUCUUCUGAAAUGAUGGGGUCGGAUGCAAAUUUAGACUCUGACCAAGGCCUUGGAGGGGUAAUGGUUCUCAGUCAGAGGCAGCACGAAAUCAUUUUGAAAGCUGCACAAGAACUGAAAAUGCUUCGGGAACAGAAAGAACAGCUUCAAAAGAUGAAAGAUUUUGGAUCUGAGCCACCAAUGCCUGACCAUUUACUGCCCCAGGAUUCAAGAUUACAGAAUACAUCGAGACCUGGAAUGUAUCCGCCUCCAGUGUCCUACAGGCCACCACCCACUCUGGGUAAACCACCGGGUUCACUUGUAAGACCCUCUGCUCCACCAAGAUCAUCUGUUCCUAUGACGCGGCCACCCAUCCCAAUACCGCCACCCCCACCUCCUCCUCCUCCACCACCACCUCCUCCUCCUGUGAUCAAGCCUCAAGCUUCAGGUGUGGAACAGGAACGCUGGGAUGAAGAUUCUUUCUAUGGCCUCUGGGAUACGAACGAUGAGCAAGGAUUGAAUUCAGAAUAUAAGUCAGAAACUGCACCGCUUCCAGCUCCUCCAGUGCUACCACCCCCACCUGUUCACCCUUCCAUUCCCCCUCCUGGCCCACUGCCUAUGGGUAUGCCACCAAUGCCCAAACCACCACCAGUGCAGCAGACUGUUGAUUAUGGCCAUGGCCGAGAUAUAUCCAGUAAUAAAGUUGAACAGAUACCCUAUGGAGAAAGAAUAACUCUGCGUCCAGAACCAUUACCAGAAAGAUCAACUUUUGAGACAGAUCACGUAGGACAAAGGGACCGUUACGAUAGAGAUAGAGACCGGGAGCCUUAUUUUGAUCGUCAGAGUAAUGUCAUGUCAGAUCAUCGAGAUUUCAAAAGGGAUCGGGAUAUGCACAGAGACCGAGAUCGGGACCGAGGCAUCAUUGACUAUGACCGGGAUCGAUUUGACAGAGACCGCCGACCGCGGGAUGAUAGGGCUCAGUCAUAUAGAGACAAAAAAGACCAUUCCUCAUCCAGAAGAGGGGGGUUCGAGAGACCAUCCUAUGACCGGAAGUCUGACCGACCAGCCUACGAAGGACCGUCCAUGUUUGGAGGAGAACGAAGAACUUACCCAGAGGAGCGGAUGCCCUUGCCAGCUCCUUCACUCAGCCACCAGCCUCCUCCAGCACCGAGGGUUGAGAAGAAGCCUGAGUCCAAGAAUGUGGAUGAUAUUUUGAAACCACCUGGUCGAGAGAGCAGGCCCGAGAGAAUUGUUGUUAUAAUGAGAGGAUUGCCGGGCAGUGGGAAGACACAUGUCGCAAAACUUAUUCGAGAUAAGGAGGUAGAAUUUGGAGGACCUGCACCCAGAGUGCUAAGCCUGGAUGAUUACUUUAUCACUGAAGUGGAAAAAGAAGAAAAAGAUCCAGAUUCUGGAAAGAAAGUGAAAAAGAAGGUCAUGGAAUAUGAGUAUGAGGCCGAGAUGGAGGAGACUUACCGCACCAGCAUGUUCAAAACUUUCAAGAAGACCCUGGAUGAUGGCUUUUUCCCCUUCAUCAUCUUGGACGCUAUCAAUGACAGAGUCAGACAUUUCGACCAAUUUUGGAGUGCAGCAAAAACCAAGGGAUUUGAGGUAUAUUUAGCUGAAAUGAGUGCAGAUAACCAGACUUGUGGCAAAAGAAAUAUUCAUGGAAGGAAGCUAAAAGAAAUAAACAAGAUGGCUGAUCACUGGGAAACAGCCCCUCGUCAUAUGAUGCGUCUGGACAUUCGUUCUUUGCUGCAAGAUGCUGCAAUCGAAGAAGUAGAGAUGGAAGAUUUUGAUGCAAAUAUUGAAGAACAGAAGGACGAGAAAAAAGAUGCAGAGGAAGAGGAAAGCGAACUGGGUUACAUUCCGAAAAGCAAAUGGGAGAUGGACACAUCUGAGGCAAAGCUAGACAAAUUGGAUGGCUUGAGAACUGGCGCUAAGAGAAAACGUGACUGGGAGGCGAUUGCCAGCAGAAUGGAGGAUUAUCUGCAGCUCCCUGAUGACUAUGACACUCGUGCUUCUGAGCCCGGGAAGAAGAGGGUGAGAUGGGCAGACCUGGAAGAGAAGAAGGAUGCAGAUAGGAAAAGGGCCAUAGGUUUUGUGGUCGGACAGACUGAUUGGGAGAAGAUCACAGAUGAAAGUGGUCACCUGGCUGAAAAAGCCCUCAAUCGAACCAAAUAUAUAUGACUUAGUUUUUGAAUGGAGUCAUUAUUCCUCUAAGGUGGUUCGCUUGGAGGUGAUCUGAAGCCAAGGCCUCAUGGAGCUUCGUUGUGUGUCACCUUGCUUCGACGUUUCAGUUUUUAUUUUGUUUCUACUGCUUUAGUUUUUUAAAAAGUUCUCCUGUGUCCCCAAGAGGUAUUAAAAUCUUGCUCUAUCCAAGCAAGACAUAAUUUUUUAAAAAACUAUUUUGGGGCGGGAGGGAGGGAGGCCCAGCUUGAGGGCUGGAGCCAGGUGGGGGUCUGCUGGAGGGCUCCAACAGAACUAUUUCCUCCACUGUACAGUGUCACAGACGAUCUCUAUCAUUAUUGCUUUGUGGCUGUUUUUGUUUUUUACUGUAUGUAACUGGUAGCUGAUUGUACUAGAAUGAAAAACAAUAAACUUUCACGAUAAAGCCGAUGAGAUUCAUGGGCUAUAUACA